This is a messenger RNA of Owenia fusiformis, 1924 nucleotides long. NCBI's taxonomy places the organism in Eukaryota, Metazoa, Annelida, Polychaeta, Sabellida, Oweniidae. The record is from the annotation of a GenBank genome assembly.
CACACAUGUAAACAAAAGAGUGACAGGUGUCUUUUUCAAAACUACACUAUAUCUUUAUUCAGUUCACCUCCAAGACAUACCACUGAGAUGUAACGCCCCUGCUUUAGCUACUGCACUGUCACAUGAAAACUGCCACAAUGGAUAUAGAGCCUGAUGUCGAGGACUCUACAUCUGCAACUGGCUCUGCAGUUGAUGAUGACGCCAAUGAUACAAGUGAUAUAGAUAGUGCAGAAGAGGAGCGUAAAAGGACACGUCAUUGCAUCACAGGCCGAGGAAUCACCCUGAAGAUGUUGAUGUCUGAUGGAGUGAUGGAUUAUGGAGAUGGCGUCAUGACAAUUGAAUAUUUGGGAAAAAAGUUCAAGGCUGAUCUACUAGAGAAUGGUAAAAUCAAAUGGGUGAAUGCGGCUGGACAGUCAUUGUAUUUCAACUCCCCAAGUGCAUGGGCGAUCAAUUGUAAGAAAAUUGUCAACCCGCAAAAGAAAUCAGGCUGUGGAUGGGCAUCCGUGAAAUACAAAGGCAAGAAGUUAGACAUAUACAAAUCUGCUUGGUUCAGAAAAGUCCGACCUAACCAGGCAGUUCUGACUGGGCCGUCAGAAGAUAAUGGUAGAUAUGGUAACAGUGACCAGGCAGAGGAGGCAGACCAUGAGAGCAAUGACGAGACAGACAGUAAACAUUCCAGUUUCUCACAACCACUUCCAAAGAAAAAAAAGACCAGCAAUAAAUACAAUGUGUCCAACGGAGCCAAGAAAUCCAAUCCAGGAACCCCUACAACAACAUCCGUGCCAUAUCACAAAGUAGCUGAGCGCAAAUCAGACCAGGAUACCAAGAUCUUAGUGGAAAGCUUAUCAUUUGAUGUCCUUGGGAAAAUACAACCAUUUACUAUGACUGUAUCCAGCAACUGUUUACUUAUAAUGGACUUCCAUUCACAUUUGACUAGUAGUGAGGUUGUAGGGUACCUAGGGGGAAGAUGGGACUCUAGCUCUCAACACAUGACUAUUGAACAAGCAUUCCCAUGUAAGUGUAGACUUGGUGACAAGGACAAUGCACAUCUCACAGAAGAUGAGAUCAAAUAUGCAAUGGACCGUAAAGGUCUGCAGUUGGUGGGCUGGUACCACAGUCACCCACAGAGCCAAGCAGACCCAUCACUGCGUGACCUUGACUGUCAGAUGGACUACCAGAUCAAGAUGAAGGGAACUGGAUCUUCCAGCUAUCACCCAUGUGUUGGCAUGAUCGUCUCAAGUUUCGACCCUGCCAAUACUGAUGUUGAGUCUUCUAUAAAAGCCUAUUGGGUAAUGCCUCCUCCUGAAGUCUGGUACUCACAUGCAUAUCAGAACAAAACCAGGGAUUAUGGUAUGCCUAUGGACAUGAUUUUCCAAAUGAAGCAGGAACGAUUUCUAUCAGAAAGUGUUCUCAGUGACCUAAGAUCUCUCGGGGAAUUUUACCAACGUGCACCAGACCUCGUUGAUUUCAAAUCUCUAUGGCAACCUGGUGUAACAAACCUGGAUAAACUGAAGAGUUCCAUUAAAAAGAAAUUUUCAAUGGACCAGGCUGAUGGACAAUUGCUGGAUUACAUUUCCAAACUCCUCACAGCAUAGGUUACUGAUUGUGUAUCCAUGGCAACAGUUUUCUACAAUAGCAGCUACUAAUAUUACAUAAUGUUUCUGUGGCAACAAUUUGUCGACAUAGCGACUGUCAACAUAACCUUUUUAAUGGCAUUAGUGCAACUGAUGGUAUUCCUUUGGCAACCAGUGACCAUGGUAAUGGAAUAGUUACUAUGGUAUCCAUAGACAAUCAUUAUGUUCCAAUACAAAUUAUGUUGCCAGGACAACAGCAUAUUGUGAUGACAGCAAGGUUUUGUAACAGUAGCAACUAAUUUUCAGCAGAAAAUCAUUUUCUUUUAGUUUUAGUUAUCACAUGGAAUAAC